AUGAUCCCGAGAGGUUUCUCUACAGAAGAUGAGGCGUUCCUGAUGGAGAGGCUUCUGCUGGAUUCUCCUUCUCAUAAAGGUCCUGAGCCAGUGGAAACCCAAGAGACAUUGUUGGAAAGAUCUAACGAUAAUAUUUCCCAAACUUCUGACUGGGAAAAACCCUGCAACAGUGAGUGCAAGUCAGAAAGCGAGAGGAAAACCCCUGCAUGGAAGAGCCAGGGAAAGAGGCUGGGCACAUGGAGCGAAUGUGGGGAAAACAUCAGUCAGAGCUCAGAGCUUAUUCAACAUCAGAGAACUCACAUGGGAGAGAGAGCUGUUAAAUAUACUGAGUGUGGGAAAAACUUCCAGGAGAACUCCCCCCUUACAUCUCAUCAGAGACUCCACAGAGAAGAGACACCCUCCAGAGCUCCCUCGGGCUUCCACACCCCAGCCCACAUCAACCUGCAUAAGCACACAGACCUUGUGCAGGUAGCAGAGACAUUCUACAUCAAAGACAAGGGAACUCUUUGUGAUGAAGAAAAGAGAAGUGUCUGGAGGGAUAUCAUGCAGGAGGCUUGUGACACUAAGCUCUUGCUAGGAUUUAUGAUUUCCAAGCCUGAUGUGAUCUCCCAGGUGGAACAAGGAGAAAAAUCAGGUGCCCUGACUCACCAAGUCUCCAAGAAAAGAGAGAUCUUUAGAGGCAACUGCACUGCAGAUGAUAGGAGCAUCACUGAAGAGGCCACUCCUCAGCAGGAAGAUCCUGAAAAGACAGAACCACACUGGACAUUAGCUGGGAGACUAGCAGGGGAUAUUGCCCAGAAUCCUGAGUGUGGAAAAAUCUCUGAGAGGCAGGGCAGGUUGGAAAGGAAAGAGGGAAAUUCUGUAGGGAAGAACCAGGGUAAAUCAGUUCACCAUGAAAGAGGAUUGUGGUGACACAA
Messenger RNA from Gopherus flavomarginatus (Mexican gopher tortoise), 917 nucleotides. Its product is annotated as zinc finger protein 251-like. The record is from RefSeq and is a predicted model, not a curated record. Lineage: Eukaryota; Metazoa; Chordata; Testudines; Testudinidae. The transcript is spliced from 7 exons. The coding region runs from base 1 to 912 and encodes 303 amino acids. Gene Ontology annotation, biological process: regulation of DNA-templated transcription.